Messenger RNA from Stomoxys calcitrans (stable fly), 383 nucleotides. RefSeq lists its product as uncharacterized. NCBI's taxonomy places the organism in Eukaryota, Metazoa, Arthropoda, Insecta, Diptera, Muscidae. The transcript is spliced from 2 exons. The coding region runs from base 44 to 379 and encodes 111 amino acids. The record is from RefSeq and is a predicted model, not a curated record.
UUGUAAUGCAGCAGUCGACACUAGCAAAUUUCAUAUAUAUUGCAUGGAUACUGCCAAGUUGUUUGUUGAUCUCUAUGGCUGGUACUACAUGCCUGUAACUGUGCAUAAGAUUCUGGUGCAUGGUAGCAAAAUUAUAGCAGAAGCUAUUCUGCCAAUAGGUAUGCUGUCCGAAGAAGCUCAGGAAGCGAGGAAUAAAGAUUAUAGAGCCUAUAGAUUACAUCAUUCGCGAAGAAUUGGACGUGUAGCCACUAAUGAAGAUGUAAUGCAUAACCUUUUAUUGUCUUCAGACCCAUUUAUAAAUAGAUUUCGCUCAAAGCUGCAAAUCAAAAAAUUGGAGUACGAUAAUGAUGUUAAAAAAUUAUUAAAAGACUAUGCUUAAUUUA